This is a messenger RNA of Heterotrigona itama, 2613 nucleotides long. The record is from the annotation of a GenBank genome assembly. NCBI's taxonomy places the organism in Eukaryota, Metazoa, Arthropoda, Insecta, Hymenoptera, Apidae.
AUGUCGGCAAAAACCGCACUACCGAAUGCAUCUCCAUCUCCUGCUGCUGAGCAAGUGGCCAGUUUACAGGUUUCUUUGCCUCAAAUGUUGGACCUCGCCUUAGGAACACCGGAAGUUGGAGCGGUGAACUUGAACAUCCUCCACAACUUCCUUCAUAUUUUACUGCAUCGGAUAAAUUUAGGAUCGACCAAAGUUGAGUACCGUGGCGACGAUGCUAAUCGAAUCAAGACGAUGGUAAGUUCCCUGAGAACAGGUCCUUCGCUUUAUCUUCAAGAAUAUAAUAUUAUCGAUGAUUCCGGUAAAGUGAAACAUCGAGUUCGUACCGAUGCUAUAAGUGCGAAAGUGGACGUACUCGUUGAUGAGGAUUUAAAAAAGACAAAAGGCGUCAGGAAGCAAAUUGGUCCUGGGACAGAAGGCGAGUACGAGACUGUGAUCUUUGUAGAACCAGUUGUUGAUGGUGCAACGCCUACAGUUUUGAGUUUCAAACGUCUCGAACAAAAUGUGAAAGAACUUCAACAACGAUUUCAAGCGCUCGAAGACUUAGCAACAACUCCAGAGCUUCUCGAACGACUAAAAGGUAAAGUCACCGAUCCUCUGACCGAUGUUUGGCAAAUUAUCAACAUUACGAAAAGAUUGGACGCUAGUGAACAAGGUAUUGAUAAGUUGACAAAAAUGAUGCAAGAUGUAAUGAAGGGUGACGUAACGCUCGCAACGGCGGACAUGUCGAUGUUCGAAGAAAGAUUAGAGAAUUUGGAAAACGCUUUAAACAAUUUGGAUCACGUCGUGAAGAAUUUACAAUUAAUCUCUGGCGCUGAGCAAGAUGCUGAUGCCGAGGCCGAUGAAAAAGAUGAAGCUCAGCGUGAACACGAAGGAGAGCAGCCGAUAACGAAACGAAUUUCAUUAAGCGAGCUUCUAGGAGGGAUAGACAUCAAAGAAAUGCACAAAGACGUGGCCACCUUACAAACGGAAGUUAGCCAAAUGAAGGAUCAAUUGACAGAUCUGAAUGAAAAGAUUGCUAAGACAGAAACUGACUUUAUAGAACUGAAGAAAAUGACAGAAGCAAAGGGACAAACUGCAGAAACGGACAAGCAACCGAUCGAGGAAGCACGAAAAAAUUUAGAGACAGAGUAUCGCGAGGAAAUAGAGACAGCAGAAGAAUCAAAAGAAACAGAGAACACAGAAUCGCCUAAGAAAGAAACAGAGAAACCAGAAUCGCCUAAGAAAGAAACAGAGAAAACAGAAUCGCCUAAGAAAGAAACAGAGAAACCAGAAUCGCCUAAGAAAGAAACAGAGAAACCAGAAUCGCCUAAGAAAGAAACAGAGAAAACAGCAUUGCCUGAGAAAACACCCGUAGAAUCACCGAAAUCACCCGUAGAGUCACCGAAAUCACCUGUAGAAUCACCGGAAACACUGGAGGAAACAGUAGAUUCCGAAGAAUUACAGGACAUCAGAGAACGAAUUGCAAAAUUAGAGAAGGAUGUGAUUUGCUUGUUCGAGAAAGUGGACAGUGCACCAAUGACUGGUGUCGCAGGUACCGAUAUCGACGAAUUUGUCACCAGGAUCAACUAUAUUCAAACUGAAAUGGAGAAAUUGAGUCAAACCGUGGAUCGUCUGAUCGACGAUCGUGAAUCGCGUGAAAUGCAUCUUAAUGCACUAUUGGAACAGGUGGAACUUUUGAAAACUAUCAAAGCCGAUAGAGAAGAUCUCGAAGAAGCUCUUGCGGACAAAGCCGAUGCUCACGUGAUACAGCGAAAGGUUUCUUACGACCAAUUUGACGCAGCAUGCGACGAUCUUGCUCACGGCCUUGAGGACGCGAUCUAUAAAUUAGGACAGCAGGAAGAGAUCUGGCAGCAAGCUCUGAACGAAGUGCAAAAAGAGAUCGAGGGGAAAGUAGAUAAAAUUGAGAUUUCUCCCCUGAAAGAUUUUGUGCAUCAUCGAUUGAAAUCGCUUCAAGAUAAACUGAAGAAGGUGGCGGAGGCGAGAAAAGAAAUCGAGGCUGCUGGAACUAAAAAGUUACUCAGAGAUGUUCAGUGCAUAUCCUGCGACAAGGAUGUGGUCAUGAGGAUGGAUGCUACCCAUAAAUUCAAAGCGGAGACACUGCCAUGCACUACGAGCAUGAAGCCGUACCUGACCUACGAAUUGGAUCAGGUUAGAAAGCAACACAGAAGAUUACCUCACAGCAGAAAUAUGAUUCAAUUCGAGGCAGCCAUGCAGGAGGAGGCAAAGAAGCAAAAGAGCGCGAGAGACACACUUGUAAAGACUCCUAGAGAUCAUCUGUGCAAUCGAUACUGCGGCGGAAGUCACACGGUCACGACUCCUCAGCAAAGAGUAAUGCGAAUGGGCCAUUUCCUCACUCAGUGGGGACCGGAAAUAAUUCAGUUAACGGAAGGGAUGAUAAAGGGAACGGACGGUAGGAUGUACAAAAGUCGGCGAAUACCAAAUAAAGUCGAUGUCUGCGGGCCUGCAUACUGCAAUGAACGCGGAGACGAGCCUCGAUCAUUGCUUGCGGGAACACCAAGAACGGAAAUAGACGAUCAAGAAUUUCUCGAUACAGAUGAACAUGAUCGUAUUGUGCAGUUCAUCGAAGAAGAAGAAAUGGGAGAACAAGAUUAA